Juglans microcarpa x Juglans regia is the source of this 4929-nucleotide messenger RNA. RefSeq names its product ABC transporter C family member 3-like. Gene Ontology annotation, biological process: transmembrane transport. The record is from RefSeq and is a predicted model, not a curated record. Lineage: Eukaryota; Viridiplantae; Streptophyta; Magnoliopsida; Fagales; Juglandaceae. Bases 238 to 4767 code for a protein of 1509 amino acids. The transcript is spliced from 10 exons. Gene Ontology annotation, molecular function: ABC-type transporter activity; ATP binding; ATP hydrolysis activity. Gene Ontology annotation, cellular component: plant-type vacuole; vacuolar membrane.
UUUGCAUUGCAGGACACUCGUUGCAGUGUCCGACCUCUCAGCUCACCACGUUAUCCGACGCUCAAGGAAAGGUUCCUUUGACUCUCUCUCUCUCUUUGAAUUUUGGACUCUAUUCCUCCAUGCCAGCAACCUCUUUCCUUAUAUAAACACGAGAAUAUCUGUUGCUCUUAACAUAGAAUCCACCGAAGUCUUGCACAUCCGUCUCACAGAAAACCUCCACAAAAAUCUCAACGGAAAAUGGAACCUCUUCCUUCGACAAUGCACGGUACGUCAAUCUCGUUCUUGCACUACUACUCCUCACUCUUGUACUCAGGUACUGAUUUUCUCCUCAAACCCGUUUUCCUACGUGGGUUUUCUGGCUCAUUACACCUGGUUUUGUUGUUUGUCCUGACCAUUUCAUCGGUGUCCAAGAAAUUCAGGGUUGGUCACAGUGAAGGUCCAAAGGAAAGGUUUAAGAACACCCGGAGUUUGUACUAUAAACUAACUCUAAUUUGUUGUUUGGGUGUUUCUAUGUUUAGUCUUGUCUUAUGUUUAUUGAAUUACUUUUAUUGGUAUAAAAAUGGUUGGUCUGAGGAAGGGCUUGUUACCCUUUUGGAUUUAGCGGUUAGGACCCUCGCUUGGGGUGCGGUUUGUGUCUACUUGCGUGCCCCAUCCUUUAAUUCAGGUGACACAAAGUACCCGUUUUUAUUGAGAGUUUGGUGGGGUUUCUACCUCUCCAUUUCUUGUUAUAGCCUUAUUGUAGACAUCGUUCUUUACAGAGAACACGUUAAUUUAUCUCUUCAGUAUUUUGUUUCCGAUAUCGUCUCCAUUGUCAUGGGUCUGUUCUUCUGUUAUGUGGGGUUCUUUGGGAAGAAUGAGGGCGAAGAUACCCUUCUUGAAGAACCUCUUUUGAAUGGUGAUUCUAGUGCAACUAAUGAAGCAGAGUCAAAUAAGCCUAAAGGGGGUGAAACUCUAACCCCUUAUUCAAAUGCUGGGAUUUUUAGCAUCCUUACGUUCUCUUGGAUGGGCUCUCUAAUUGCUGCUGGCAACAAGAAGACAUUAGACAUUGAGGAUGUUCCUCAACUUGCUACUGGUGAUAGCAUAGUUGGGGCCUUUCCAACUUUUAGGAAUAAGCUCCAGGUAGAGUGUGGUACAAAUAAGGGAGUGACCACACUGAAGUUGGUGAAGGUAUUAAUCUUCAUGGCAUGGAAGGAAAUUCUUUUGACAGGCUUUCUCGCAUUUGUAUACACACUGGCUACCUAUGUCGGGCCAUAUCUUAUUGACACUUUUGUCCAAUACCUCAAUGGGCGGCGGGACUUCAAGAGUGAAGGCUAUGUUCUCGUUUCAAUAUUUUUUGCUGCAAAACUUGUGGAAUGCAUCUCACAGAGGCACUGGUUCUUUAGGGUGCAACAGGUUGGAAUUAGGGUCCGAGCAGUGUUGGUCACAAUGGUCUACAAUAAAGGUCUGACCCUUUCAUGCCAGUCAAAGCAGGGUCACACUAGUGGGGAGAUCAUCAAUUUCAUGGCCGUUGAUGCUGAGAGGGUAGGUGACUUCGCUUGGUAUUUGCACGAUCCAUGGAUGGUCCUUGUGCAAGUUGCUAUUGCGUUGUUAAUCUUGUAUAAAAAUCUUGGGCUUGCUUCAGUUGCGGCUUUUUUUGCAACUAUACUUGUUAUGUUGGCAAAUUUUCCUUUGGGAAAAUUACAGGAGAAAUUUCAGGACAAGAUAAUGGAAUCGAAAGAUAGAAGGAUGAAGGCAACAUCUGAGAUUUUGAGGAACAUGAGGAUUCUCAAGCUUCAAGGAUGGGAGAUGAAGUUUCUAUCUAGAAUUACCGAGCUCAGGAACACAGAGUCCGAAUGGCUGAAGAAAUUUGUUUACACUUCGGCAAUGACCUCGUUUGUCUUUUGGGGUGCCCCGACAUUUGUAUCUGUGGUCACAUUUGGUGCUUGCAUGCUAAUGGGGAUCCCGCUUGAGUCGGGCAAGAUCUUAUCUGCACUUGCAACGUUUAGGAUUCUUCAGGAGCCCAUCUAUAAUCUUCCUGAUACAAUUUCAAUGAUAGUUCAAACUAAAGUGUCCCUUGAUCGAAUUGCGUCGUUUCUUCGUCUUGAUGACUUGCAGUCUGAUGUUAUAGAGAAGCUUCCUAGAGGUGGUUCUGAUACAACAAUAGAGAUUGUUGAUGGGAAUUUCUCUUGGGAUUUAUCUUCCCCUAAUCCGACGUUGAAAGAUAUAAAUUUCAAAGUGCAAAAUGGCAUGAGGGUUGCAGUUUGUGGGACUGUUGGUUCAGGAAAGUCCAGUUUGCUUUCAUGUAUCCUGGGAGAAGUCCCCAAGAUAUCUGGGAUCAUUAAGUUGUGUGGAACAAAGGCCUAUGUUGCUCAGUCACCAUGGAUACAAAGUGGCAAGAUAGAGGAGAACAUAUUGUUUGGUAAGGAUAUGGAAAGAGAAAAAUACGAGAGGGUCCUUGAAGCAUGCUCCUUGAAGAAGGACCUGGAAAUUCUCUCAUUUGGGGAUCAGACAGUCAUAGGGGAGAGAGGAAUCAAUUUGAGUGGCGGGCAGAAGCAAAGAAUCCAAAUUGCACGUGCUCUGUACCAAGAUGCUGAUAUCUAUCUGUUUGAUGAUCCCUUUAGUGCUGUGGAUGCCCAUACUGGGUCCCAUCUGUUUAAGGAAUGUUUGCUGGGCCUUUUGAGUUCAAAAACAGUGAUUUAUGUUACUCAUCAAGUGGAGUUCUUACCUGCUGCUGAUUUUAUCCUCGUCAUGAAAGAUGGAAGAAUUACUCAAGCUGGAAAGUACGAUGAUAUCCUUAAUUCAAGAUCCGACUUUAUGGAACUUGUGGGCGCGCAUAAGAAAGCUUUGUCAGCUCUCGGUUCUACUGAGGCAGGUUCAGUUUCUGAAAGUACAAGUACGAGGAAGGAAGUGGGGAAUAUGGAUAGCACUAAUGGGGUUGUUCAAAAACAAGAAAAUAAAGAUAAUAAAGAUGGUAAAGCUGAUGACAUAGUUGGAUCAAAAGGACAAAUUAUUCAAGAAGAAGAGAGAGAGAAAGGUAAAGUUGGGUUUUCAGUCUAUUGGAAAUAUAUCACCAUGGCGUACGGAGGAGCUCUUGUGCCUUUUAUAUUGCUGGCACAGGUUCUCUUUCAGCUCCUUCAAAUUGGAAGCAAUUAUUGGAUGGCCUGGGCAACUCCUGUCUCGCAGGACGUGAAACCUGUAGUUGAUAACUCUACUCUAAUAAUUGUCUAUGUUGCUUUGGCCAUUGGAAGUUCCUUGUGCAUCCUUGUGAGGGCCACGUUUCUUGUAACGGCUGGGUACAAGACAGCUACUCUACUCUUCAAUAAAAUGCACUUGUGCAUUUUCCGUGCCCCAAUGUCAUUUUUUGAUGCCACUCCUAGUGGACGAAUCCUAAAUAGAGCUUCUACGGACCAAAGUGCAUUGGAUUUGAACAUUGCAUCUCAAACUGGGGCAGUUGCCUUCUCAACGAUCCAGCUCCUUGGAAUUAUUGCUGUGAUGUCUCAAGUUGCAUGGCAGGUUUUCAUCAUAUUUGUCCCAGUCAUUGCAACCUGUAUCUGGUAUCAGCAAUAUUACAUUUCUUCUGCCCGAGAGCUAGCAAGACUAGUUGGAGUGUGCAAAGCUCCGGUGAUACAACAUUUUGCUGAAACAAUUUCAGGCUCAACAACUAUUAGAAGCUUUGAUGAAGAAUCAAGAUUUAGUGACACAAGUAUGAGACUUACAGAUGCAUAUACUCGACCAAAGUUUCAUAUUGCUGGUGUAAUGGAAUGGUUGUGCUUCCGCUUGGAUAUGUUAUCUUCAAUCACAUUUGCCUUCUCCUUGUUCUUCUUAGUCUCUAUUCCUGAGGGAGUCAUUGAUCCAGGUAUUGCGGGCUUGGCCGUGACAUAUGGACUUAAUCUAAACAUGUUACAAGCCUGGGUAAUAUGGAAUAUUUGCCAACUUGAGAACAAAAUUAUAUCAGUUGAGAGGAUACUUCAAUACACUUGCAUCCCUAGUGAGCCACCUCUUGUGACCGAAGAAAAUCGGCUAGAUCAUUCUUGGCCAUCACAUGGAGAAGUUGAUAUUCGUGAUCUGCAGGUACGGUAUGCCCCGCAUAUGCCAUUUGUUUUGCGAGGUCUCACAUGCACAUUACCCGGAGGAAUGAAAACUGGCAUUGUAGGGAGAACAGGCAGUGGUAAAUCCACUCUCAUACAAACACUUUUCAGGAUUGUUGAACCCACUGCUGGUCAGAUAAUGAUCGAUGGCAUUAAUAUCUCCUUGAUUGGACUGCAUGAUUUGCGGUCUAGGCUAAGCAUUAUCCCUCAGGAUCCAACCAUGUUUGAAGGGACUGUACGAACCAACCUGGAUCCUCUUGAAGAGUAUGCAGAUGAACAAAUUUGGGAGGCUCUGGAUAAGUGUCAACUUGGAGAUGAAAUCAGGAAGAAAGAGGGAAAACUAGAUUCUGCUGUUACUGAGAAUGGAGAGAAUUGGAGUAUGGGUCAGAGGCAGCUGGUCUGCCUUGGACGUGUGCUACUGAAGAAAAGCAAGGUAUUGGUGCUUGAUGAAGCUACUGCUUCCGUCGAUACGGCUACAGAUAAUCUGAUUCAGGAAACCCUCAGGCAACAUUUUUCCGACUGUACUGUCAUUACCAUUGCACAUCGGAUAACUUCCGUUAUUGAUAGUGACAUGGUUUUGCUUCUAAAUAAUGGGCUUAUUGAGGAAUAUGAUUCUCCAGCAAGAUUGCUUAAAAACAAGUCAUCGUCUUUUGCUCAACUUGUGGCUGAGUAUUCUGUGCGGUCGAAUUCCGGUUUUUAAUGGCCAAGCAGCUGAUGUCAGUUUAAGGUAGGAUACGACAGCUAAUGGUUUUAUUGUGUCUCAUUGUGCAAUAAUGUAACAAAAGUUGUAAUAAAAGUUGUAACUUUUUAUGCUUGAAAAUGAAGCCUAUGUAUGAAUAUGAUUCAAUGGAAUUUUAUUGUA